AUGCGUUCUCCGGAAGUGCUCCGACUGUGAGCGUCCGCCCGGCCAGGACCCUCAGCUCCACCUCCAAGGGGUUUGCACUCUGAGCCUCUCGUGGUCCUGAUGAACCAUUUCGCGUUCCUCAAGUGUAUGACACUCAGAACUUCAGCGGCGGGCGGCUUCGGCACUUUGGGACCGGCCAGCAGUGUGCAGAGUUCGAAGUCCUGAGAGACAAGAGAUCGAAAUGGCUUCCAGAGGAAAGACAGAGACAAGCAAAUUAAAGCAGAAUCUAGAAGAACAGUUGGAUAGACUGAUGCAGCAGUUGCAAGAUCUGGAGGAGUGCAGAGGGGAGCUCGAUACAGACGAAUAUGAAGAAACCAAAAAGGAAACUCUGGAGCAGCUAAGUGAAUUUAAUGAUUCCCUGAAGAAAAUCAUGUCUGGAAAUAUGACUCUGGUCGAUGAGCUAAGUGGAAUGCAGCUGGCUAUCCAGGCAGCUAUCAGCCAGGCCUUUAAAACCCCAGAGGUCAUCAGGUUAUUUGCAAAGAAACAACCAGGUCAGCUUCGGACAAGGUUAGCAGAGAUGGACAGAGAUCUCAUGGUAGGGAAGCUGGACAGAGGCCUGUACACGCAACAGAAAGUGGAGAUACUAACAGCUCUCAGGAAACUUGGCGAGAAGCUGACUGCAGAUGAUGAGGCCUUCCUGUCAACAAAUGCAGGUGCUAUACUCAGCCAGUUUGAGAAAGUCUCCACAGACCUUGGCUCCGGAGACAAAGUUCUUGCAUUGGCAAGUUUCGAAGUUGAAAAAACAAAGAAAUGACAUGGUGUGGAGGCUUGGGACAUUGAUCACAUUCUUGCUGUAAAUGGCAUUUGUCUUCUAGGGGUUUUGAAUCAUUGCAAAGAAAUCAAGAGAUUCUUGAAAUGCACUGAUAACCUAAGAAAAGGUGACAGGAAAACAUGCUUGUGGCUUCUGGUUAUACCCUUCAUCAUUGUGCUUUGUGUAGGGCCACCUGCCUCAGUCAUCCCAGACUUGUUGGGAUGAGGGACCCGUUGGACCUUAUUCAUAUGUCUUAUGUGUUUUUUUAGAGAGAACAGAAAACAGUUUCUCUGCCUGUUUUUAUUAAGCUUCCUUGUUUUUAAGUGCUGACAGUAAAUGAAAAGAUGUGAACUAAGGAUUAUUUUUGCUCAUAAUUUAUCCCCACUUAUUGGAGUGAAUAGUGUACCAAAAUUAAUCGACCUCAUGUGUGUUCAUAGAAUUUGAGUUCUAAGCGAUCUUAGUAAUCCUUUUCAUUUUAUAAACAAGAAAGCUGAGGCUCAGAAAGAGCAAGUUGACUUGCUUCAAGUCUCAUCCGAAAACAGAGCUGGUGAUAAGACUUGGGUGUUCUGACUCUCAGCUUUGUGGCCAUUGAGUUUUAUUUCUGUAUUUUGUGCUGUUUUUAAAAACGAAUUAACGCAUACUUGGGCAAGUCUGUGUUUAUGAAAAAUUCAAUGUCUCAACAGAAAGUUGUCACUAAGGGACCUUUCCCCAGCCUGUGAGGCCUCCUUAUGAAUGGGGCCCAUUGUAUCUCUGAGUUUCGAGCUUGGAACAAUGGGAGCCCUGUUGAGAGUCUCCUGGAGUAACUUAACCUCCUGCCCGUUGUUUCACCAGCGAAGCAAUUGAGAGUGGCAGCUAGAGGCCCUCCGUGUGUGUGACCUCUGCUGAAACCCAGAAGGUGGUGACUGUCAACUGUUACUUAGUACUCUUGAGUUUGCGGAGAAACACAAAAUAAGUUACGAGGAAAAGCAUACUCUUGAGUUUAUGUUUCUCUGCAUGCUCAAAUACGGAGAUCUCCCAUGCACGUGUAUGUUAGCUUAGAGUCUAGCCUCUGGCCACUUUAUAUUUUUUCAUGUAUUUCUCAGUUUUCUUUUUCUUUGCACUUUAUACAAAUUUAAAACAUUUUUAAAGCUUCUUGUAUACUGUAAACUCUACUAGGUGCUCUGCCAACUGGACAAAUUAGGGACCUCAGCUUCAUUAAUGCCUUAUUUGGAACUUUUAAUGGGUAACUUUUUAUAUAUGGGUUUACGCCAGUCAAAAACUCCUUGAAAUUGUGACAAACCAAGAAGAAGCAAAUGACCUGCUAUUCAUCUAGGACAUUAUGGUCAAUCAUCAUUUCAUUAUCAUUCGGCAUUUGUUUGUUUGUUUGUUUUAUUAAGUAAUCGCUACACCCAAUGUGGAGCUUGAACUCAUGGUCUGGAGAUCAAGAGUCACACACUCCACUGACUGAGCCUUCCAGGCACCCCAUUCUACAAUUUUUUUUUCAAUCAAGGUGACAUUCACAUAACGUAAAAUUCAUCAUUUUAAAGUGUACAAUUCAGGGUGUUUAAUACAGUCACAAUGUUGUGCAACUAUUACCAUCUCAUUCCAAAACAUUUUCACCGCCCCAGAGGAGACCCCAUGCCCUCCUCUUUAUCCUAGCCCUCCAGCAACCACUAAUCUGCUUUCUGUCUCUGUCACUGGGUUUACCUAUUCUGGUAUUUCGUAGCAAGGGCAUCCUACAGAAUGGGACCUUUUGUGUCUGGCUUCUUUCACUUAGUGUCGUACUUUCAAGGUCAAUCUAAGUUGUAGCACAUACAGCACUAAAUACCUUUUAAUGGCUGACAGUACUUCCUUGCAUGGAUACCACACUGUGCUUAUCCAUUUAUCUCUCGAACAUUGUUUUUUUCCCACUUUUUGGCUAUUGCAGAUAGUACUGCUAUGAACAUUUGUGUAAUUCUGUUUAAAUACCUGUUUUCAGCUCUUUCGGGUAUUUACCUAGGAAUGGAAUUGCUGUCUGUAUGUGUAUUUGAGGGGAUUUCUUUGUUUUGUUUUUUUAAGCCAUAACAUGAUUCCCCCUUUCCCUCCAGUAGUAGGAUAAGGAAAAUUGGGAAUAUUUGGUAUUUGAAAAGGGCCUAGAUGAAUCCGGAGUCCUUAAUUUUGGUUUCUCUUACAGUUUCUCUAAGACUAACAUCAGUGAAAUGUUUUAUCAUUAAUCACAUUAGUGUAUUCAUUUUGUAAGUAAUGACUAGUACUCAACUUAAAAUUACUCUUCCUUUAAAAGUUGCAAAGUUAAAAAAAAGUCGCCAAGUUUGCAGUGCCUCGCAAGACACUGUCCUUCCUGGCCACGCGACGUUUGGUAGGUCACUUAAUCUUUCCGAGCCUCAUUUUCCUCUUCUGUUCCAUGGGGAUGAGUGGGUAGGACCUACGUACCACAUAGGAUUACCGUGGAUUCCCCUCUAAUCUACUGUUUAACAGUUCUUUCAAGGGCCAUAUGAUACGUUUUGUUCCACAAAUUUGGUAUAAUUCAGAAAAAUAAAAUGAAUAAUUUGAAAAUUCUGUAUAAUUAUAGUUAUUAAAUGAUUUGCAAACCAUGUUUCCUGUUCAUAUUUUACUAUGUUUAAUUUCCUGUUUUUUUCAACUUCUUGGGAGGUUUCAGACUGCAAUAACUAAUGGUGCGGCAGCUCAGUUUUGCUAUCCUUAGGUCAAGCUAAUAUUUUAAUGAAAAGAAUACCUGCAUUUUUCAAAGAACUGGGGUUGAAGCAAAAGUAAAUUCCCAUGAGCAAGUGUACAACUGGGCUGUUUAAUAAAAGUUAAUAAAUUAAAACAAUUUCUAGGGG
Neogale vison (American mink) is the source of this 3606-nucleotide messenger RNA. It is a transcript of the gene LZIC, whose product is annotated as leucine zipper and CTNNBIP1 domain containing. Gene Ontology annotation, cellular component: beta-catenin destruction complex; nucleus; cytosol. The transcript has 8 exons. The record is from RefSeq and is a predicted model, not a curated record. Gene Ontology annotation, biological process: negative regulation of Wnt signaling pathway. NCBI's taxonomy places the organism in Eukaryota, Metazoa, Chordata, Mammalia, Carnivora, Mustelidae. Bases 221 to 793 code for a protein of 190 amino acids. Gene Ontology annotation, molecular function: beta-catenin binding.